Molecule: messenger RNA, 6365 nt
Organism: Cygnus olor (mute swan)
Lineage: Eukaryota; Metazoa; Chordata; Aves; Anseriformes; Anatidae
Gene: LIN52
Product: lin-52 DREAM MuvB core complex component
Exons: 6
Coding region: 68-418 (116 amino acids)
Biological process (GO): regulation of DNA-templated transcription
Cellular component (GO): DRM complex
Source: RefSeq, a predicted model, not a curated record
CGCGGCCGAAGGCGGAAUUUUUACCUCCCCCCCUCCCCUCCCGGCCGCGCUCACGUGACGCGGCAAGAUGGCGGCAGCCGCUGACGGCGCCGACCUGGAGGCCUCGCUGCUGAGCUUCGAGAAGCUGGACCGGGCCUCCCCGGACCUGUGGCCCGAGCAGCUGCCGGGAGUCGCCGAGUUCGCCGCCUCCUUCAAAAGCCCUAUUACGAGUUCUCCUCCCAAAUGGAUGGCUGAGCUGGAGAAUGACGAUAUAGAUAUGUUAAAGGAGCUGGGGAGCCUCACUACAGCUAACCUGAUGGAGAAGGUUCGUGGCCUGCAGAACUUGGCUUACCAGCUGGGGUUGGAUGAAUGUCUCUCUUGGGAGAGGAACACGCUUUGCUACCAGUGUCAGAGAAGUGUUCGCUUUGAUUUGCAUUAACUUGCCAGGAGAUUAGGUUGCAAUGGUGAGGAUGGAAAUUGAGUCUGGACCUUGGCUGCUAUUGUUUUUUUUAAAUAAGUGGGUGUGUGGUUGCCCUCUAUGUGCAGAAAAAAAACAGCAGGUCCAGACUGUUCCUAAAUACAAAAUCAGGGAGAUGCAGUCUACUGAUGAUAUAAAAUAUGAUAUUAACCAUAUGCAUAAAUUGUGCAUUCUUACCAUAAAACAAAUGCUGUAUCUAGGUAACUGUCAUAUUAUUUAAAAAAUGGAAAAAAACAUUGCAUGGAUCUUUAGGAUGUUUUCUGUCUGCUUGUGAAGUAGAACAAAUAUUUCUCUAAGCUUCAAGAAAUUUCUGCAUCUUAGCUUUCUUCCCCCUGCCUUAUGCCGAGGGGAAAGAGCUAUUGUGGACUUUGAUGGAGGGUACUAAUAUAGCACCCUAAUCUCCAGGCAUUGAUGAAGAUGCCAGCUUGCUGCAGAAGGAGGUAUAUACUGGGGGAGCUUGAAGAGGAGAAAAUUCUGAAAACUCUCUUAAAUAUGUCAAAGUUAAAACUUCUGCAGUUUCUCUCUGCAGUUAUUUUCUGUUUGAUGUCUGUUGCUGAUACUUUUAUCAGUAUGUAUUUACAUGCUAUAUGUAGAAUCUUCUGUUGUUAAUAAUGUAGUUUGGGUUGGAUUAUUUGUGAUUUACUAACUUUCGUUAACAUUAAAUAUGCAGUUGUUUUCUCUCAGAAGUAUUUUUAAAAAUUGGAAGUGACUGUGAAAACCGAACUUUCAUUAUGUCAGGUAUGCAUUGAGAGCCCCAAAUGCAGCUCACUGAUAUUUUACCAAGUCUUGGAUGUAUUUUUCAGAAGGGAGAUCAUAAUAAAUAGUAUCUGUGAUUAUCUGUGUAAAUAGUUUUUGACUAUUUACCGUCGCACAGAUGUAGGAGCAUUAGGAAUGUUAAGAUAACAUCUGCCCUUGUGUGGUGGUUAAUCCUGAAGCCUAAUGUUGGAAGUACAAAAUGGAGCUUUUUGAGUGUUUGACAAUAUCCACCUAGGUCUAGUAAGUGGGUUGCCAAAGUUAGGUGUAAGGACCGUGUGCUAAGUGGCCAAAUACCUGGCAAAUAACUGUGCUGUUAAAACUCCUCUUUAUCUUGAAGGACAGCGCUCGGUGCAACAGCAGUUCUCCAUAAAAGCUGAGUUACUCUGUGAUGCUUUUUACCUGAUCUUUAUUGAAAUGUCUGUGAUAUGUGUCUUUCCUUUUCCUUUCCUCUCAUCCUUUUCCUCUCCUUGUUUAUGUUCCCAGUCAUAGUUUGUGUAGGUGUGUGAUUUUGGUAAAACAAAGGUACUUCAUCCACUGCUUCGUACUACUUGCCUUAAUUUUAAUUAGUUAUUGGAUGGAUCCUUAAUUUUACAUUGAUGGAGUGAAGGUUGAUACAGGUACUUUCCAUAAUUAGGAGAAGGGAGGGAGCCUUUGCAGUGUUAGUGGGGAGGAAGAGAUCCGAUUAAUCUGGAGACCAGCGGAACAAACAUAUUUCUUUAAAAACUUUGUACGCGUUCACCGGAUCUGUCACCAUUAGUUUUCUGAAUGAUUUUUAGUAUGCUUAUCAAAACAGUAAUUUGUGCUUUGUGAGGACAUCUGGAGUAUUAGUGUUGGUCAGCCAAGCAGUUGGGGAUGUUGUUCAACUACCAGGGUGACUGUGCAGCCUCCAUUUUUGGGGAUUUUCCAGGCCUCACUGAAUAAAGCCUUGAGUGAUGCAGUCUGACCCCAUCAUUGGCUCUGCUUUGAGUAGGAGACGUCCUGAGCCCUUGUAACCCAAAUCAUCCGGUGAUCUGAUGAUUCUCUGAUGUAAGAUCUUUUCUAGGAGUAAGUUAAUUCGAAGCCUGUAUUCCCCAAUCUCACCUGAACACAGCACCAGGCGGUUGGUUCAGCUCAGCAGCUUUGAGCAGGAGAUCUCAGGUGGGACUCUUCUGGUGUGCCUCCACGUGAGCUGCCUGGUUAGGAGCAAGAAACCUAAGGAUUUUUAUAUGAAAGUGAUGGCUUUCACACUUUUGGGGGAUGAGAAAUGAUCUUUCAAAUACUUCCAUCCACAGAGUGGAUUAUGUCUGGGCAACUGAGGCUGGGGAACCUAUUUUUCUUUAUGUGGAGGUACAGUGCAUUCAGUAUCACUCUUUAAGCAGAGGAAGAGAAUAAUCCUCAAUGUAUCCAAAGGUUCUUGUGUGUCUCAGCUCAAAUGAACAGUGAAACCAACAUCACUUGUGUAGACAAGCAGGGGGGUCAAUGGGGCUUGACUGAAGAGCUUUUAGCCACAAAAGUAAGGGAAUGGGCUGUCACAUUAAAGCAUUUCUACCUGCCACAUGCUUGGCACAGAAAGAAACAUGACUACAAACAAAAUGUUCUUACAUUAUACUGUCAGAAGCCUAUUUUUUGCUACUCUCAUUCUGACAGGAUAACUUGUAGACUACUGUCAGUGGAGGAAUUGAAGAUGGGGGAAAGUUUGAUCAAGCAUAAGGUUAUGUGCAUUUUUCCAUUAUGGUUUAAGAAACACAAAAAUGCCAUACAAAUCUUGGGAGAUGCUCUGGCAGGGACUUUAAAACCUUUGCAACUGCUCUGUAUCUAUUAUUUAAAUGUCUUUGCCUUUUCUCCCUUUAUCCAAUUUUUUUUUCUGCUGCUUCCAUGUUAUUAGAACAUUUCCUCUGUAUUUACAGAUAAUGGAAUUAUUAUCCCUGUAUUGCUUCUGAAAUGUUUUCCUGUAGCUUUUGACUUCUGGCAGGAGUGAAGGUUACUUCCGCACUGUGGAAUUUUCUUCCACACUAUGGAUAGUUGGACCUAUUUGCAGGGUUGCAGCUGAUCCUAGUGAAAAUCUCACCAGGAUGUGGCUUUGGAGACCUUGGUUUGGUUUCUGGCAUGACCGCUGUUCUGCUUGGCCUUUUUGUUUGCCUUCUCACAUGCCCCUAUUUCUGCAACUAGACAGUGGAGUUCAUGGUAACUUUCUUUUGCAACACAGUGGAAAAAGAUUAAAAAACAACAAACAGCAUAUGAAGCCUGAGUCAUUACAUAUCUAUUCUGUAUGCUGUUCUCUAUCAUCCCCUGCUUGCUCCUAUUAUAUGCCACGGGAAGGCAUGGUUAGCAUAUUGUGUCUUUACUAGAAGUAAAAUGAGAUUGUGGUAAUGAAACAGAUCCUACUAUCAAGUGUGCUUUGGCCUGGAGCCUAAGUAGGGUACCUAAGAAAAACAACCCUAUUUCCAGCUGUUUGCAGAUGUCAUAUAUGAAAAUAUUUCUAUUUGCAAGCUGCAUAAAGGUUAAAAAUUGUUAGCAUAACAGUUAGUCCAUACUAAUACCAGGGAUUAUUUACCUGUUUGUGGCACAUUGACCUUCUCGGAGACAGUGGAGUUGCUCGGUAUGUAAGGAUCAGUCCUGCUGUUUAGUUCUGCCAGCAUUUGUGCUAUGAGAAAGGAAAUACGGUGUACUUGUGGAAUAGGCUGGGAUGUUGCUGGGGUAUUGCUCUAUUCCCUUCCAGUUUCCUCUGGUUUGGAUCAGGUGGUAAUAUGUACGAGGCUACGUGAAAAUCCUCCCAGCACUUUAUUGUUUUAUUGAGUGGUUUCAGUUAUUUCUGAGCUUGAAGUCUUCUACAGGAUCUAUCAUGGACUUGCCUCUUGCAUCACCAGCAAAUGCUGUGAACAUCCCCUGCGUGUAAUGUUGCUAGACCAUGUCUGAUAGUAUCUGUCUCUUAUUGCCUCAUUAGCUUGUGAGCAUUAGAACAAGAUAAAAAUGCCCUCAAGCCUCUUAUCUGAUGAUUGUCGUAACCUUCUGAGUGCCAUUAGUUUAAGUUUGCAAUCAAACGCUUCCCUCGAGUAUAAGGAGCGCUGAUUAAACCUGAAGUGUCCCCGGGGGCUUUUACAGCUGUCGUGGGGGUGGUGGCUGCCCCUCUCCAAAAGGGGAAGGGGGGCUGCAGGUCCCGGUGGGGCGGCCACUCCGCAGACCUCCACGUGGCUGCCCCAGCUGUUCCGCUUUGCCUAAUGAAUUGUUUUACAAGGAGAGGCUGGAUAUUGUCAUCACAAGCUGCCUUCCCCGGGGACCGAAGCCAGCCUGAUAAUGACUAAUGUUAGUGAUAGUAAUUGAAGUGUGAUGGCUCUCCAGGGACUCUCGCACACGCGUAGAGCUGUCAGGCACUUGUGGCUGGUGCAGUCCCGUGAAUACCCCCGAAAUGCCUUUUAAUUGCUUGACUUUCAUAACUAGUUCCCAUAUAUCUCCUGCCGAAAUACACAUUUUAUGGGGGGAGGGAAAAGAAACGGAGGCCUCUGCUCUGACUCUCCCUGUACACGUCGAGUUUAUUGCCCUGAUGCGUUGCGGAUGAGGAUGGCUGCGUGUUCUUGUUCCUCUCCAGUCCCAGUGUGAGCCUGCUCUGUCGCUCUGCACAGGUGUGUACAACUGAUUUCACCUGAACAUACCUUUUCUUUUAUGUCUCAGCCCUGUCUUCUCUUGUAUUGAUCCUUCACUCGUGGAGGUUGUACUUGGUUAUGAAAGAACACAAUUUUAUUUCAAAAAAUAAAAGAAUCACUGGUAUUAAUAGUGUGGAAAUAAUGCUGCCUAUUUGCAAUUUGUUAGGCGUCACAACAAAGGAGUAAAACAGAAAAACAAUCUUGUAAUAGCCUAGUAUAUCUGUGCAUCCCGAUGGGACUAGAGUUUAUGGCCAUGAGCUUUUGGGGUUUAGGACAGAGAGCAGACCAACUUACAUAAAACAGUGAAAAUUUUCUGAUAAUUUUCUUCUCUAGAAAUUCUUUAUUGAAUAUAGCAGUGGGCUUGAGACAAAAUAUAGUAAUAUAGUAAAAUAUAGUAAUAAAUAUAAUAUAUAUAUAUAUAUCCCAGUGGGCUUGAGAUAGAAAUAGCUGGAAGGGGGGGGGACUGUGUCCCUCACUGCCAGGACAGCAGCUUCUGUUUUUUCAGCCUUUUUUAUUUCAGUGCUGUGUUGAGGUGGGCAGAUGAAGCCCAUUGGGUCAGAGGAAUGUUUUCUGCCAGAAAUAUCAUGAUCACAACAUUACAUCAAUUCAGAAAACAAGUUCUAAGAAGAACACGAGGAUUGCCACCGUCAGACCAGUGUCCUUUCAGUAUCCCGUCCCCUGACAUCGGGCUUCAGCCCUGUGAAGACCUGCUCGUUGUCCUGCAUAGCCACAGAGGAGCACAAAGAGAGGUUUCUUGCCAACCCUGCCAACAGUGGUUGGUGCACUCCCUGAAAUGUGAAGCUUCUAGAGCUUCAUUUCUUAGCAAAUAUAUCUAUUUCUACAUUAUUAGGUAGUCCUUUUUCAGGAUCUUGUUAAAUAUAACAGGACAAUGCAAAAUGAUUUUUAAUUAAAGAGCUAAUAAUUGCUUGAAAGCUUACUGAUUUUUCCCAGCUAUAUCCAUUAGUCUAAUAAUGUAAGACAUAAUCUCCCUGUAAAACUUGAUUUGCUUUUAUUUCAUCUUAUGAGGUUUUUUAGACUGACUUUAUUAUUUUUCCUCUUUUUUUUUUUUUUGUAUUAAUUCCUAUACGGUUUGUCCUCAUUAAAGAGAUUUGACUUCACUGGCUGUGAAAAAAAAAACCAACAAACUUCUUGUUUAUGAGUUCAUUGUAUCUAGCGUGAUACUGUUGCACUGGACUGAGAGCUCUUGUGGCUUUGCUCCUUUUAAGGCUGGUCUUUUCUGAGAGCCUCUAGAGUGAAAAUAACAGGUCUCCUCUGUUUCGGUGCUGGCUAGGACAGAGGAAGAAUGUGUGUGCCUUGAGGAAGCUGUGAAAAAAGAAUGGAUUUAUUCACAGAGCUGAAUGACCAAGGAGGGGAGAUAAGAAAAGUGAGACCUUGCCAAUUCUUUUGCACCUUCUCUUAGGAAUGAAAUAGGAAAUGGAAACAUUUUCCCCAUUAUAGUUGAGGGUGCUCAGAAGUGUGUAUUUACCAGACACAUAGCAAUCACAUAAUACUGGGAGAUCCUUCUCAAGUUC